This is a messenger RNA of Bursaphelenchus okinawaensis, 1485 nucleotides long. Lineage: Eukaryota; Metazoa; Nematoda; Chromadorea; Rhabditida; Aphelenchoididae. The record is from the annotation of a GenBank genome assembly.
AUGACCAAAGAAGGACUACUGCCAGCUGAAAGGCUUCGAAACCGGUUUCAUUUGAGAAACAAGUACCAUGCUGCUUUGUGUGCUGAACUCUUCGGUACUUUUCUGUUAGUGGUAGGUCAUUAUUGGCAUCAUUUAUGGCAUGAUCAUCAUCAUUUUCAAGUUUUAAAAAUUUUUUUAUGUCAAUAAGUUUUUUUUUUAAAUUCUAUUUUUUAUCAAAAAUUUUUUAAAAUUUAAAUUUUUCAGUUCCUAGUACUCGGAAUUUCCUGUCAGCACGUACUCACCGGCUCAAAGUUGGUCAGUUUUCUGUCAAUCAAUAUUGGCGUCGGGUUCAUCGUGGCGUUGAGCGUCUACGCUACUUAUACCACAUCUGGAGGCCAACUUAAUCCUGCCGUAUCGAUUACUUUGGUAUUUUUGGGGCAUAUUUCGAUUAAGGAGUUUAUUGGUUUUGUCAUCGUUCAGACCAUCGGAGCAUUCUUGGGCGCUGCUGCUGGCUUUGCUGUUUAUCAAGGUAGGUGUAUCUUUACCGUUCCAAACAAUACCUUACUUUACUCUAUUUUACCCUACCCUACCCUGCCCUACCCUUCCCUACCCUACCCUUCUACCGUACUCUACCCCACCCUACCUAAUAUUUACCCCGCGUUACAGUACCCGUACUUCUUAAUUUGUUCUUCCUACCCUACUCUAUCAUAAUAUCUACCUUAUCUUAACCUAUCCGUCGUGAUCCACCCCAUACCACUUCCCCCACUCCCUCCUCAGCUUGAACUUGCUCUUCCAUGGCCCUUUUUUGCCUUACCCUGGCCUUUCCUUUAAUUACCAUACCCUACCCUUACCAUUACCCUGCUUUGCCCUACCUUAACAUUACCCCUUACCCGUGCCUUUCCGUUACCUUGUUCUACCUUACCAUGCUCUCAAAUUUCCCUAACCUACCCUCUGUUCUACCCUACCUUCGAAAUAAAUUUAAAAACUUUGUCUUCAGACGCCCUAAACUACUUUGCCGGACCCUUACGAACCAUAACCGGUCCGAACGCGACCGCCGGCAUCUUCUGUUCAUUCCCAGCCGAGCACAUCUCCAAUUGCACCGCCUUUCUGGAUCAGGUCGUGGGAACGGCGAUCCUACUGUUCUUCGUCUGUGUGUUCACAGACAAAAGGAACAACGUGCCAGCGUUCCUGCAUCCACUGUGCUUCGGCUUCACGUUGAUGUUGAUCGGCUUCACUUAUGGCAUGAACCUGGGCUACCCUAUUAACCCGGCCAGAGACUUUGGCCCACGCCUGUUCGCUGUGUUUGCUGGCUAUGGCUGGGAGGUGUUCACGUAUCAUGGAUGCUACUUCUGGAUUCCUAUUGUGGCACCAUUGAUUGGUGGACCAUUGGGAGCGUUCUUAUAUCACACCUUCAUUGGUGCACAUGCUCCGGAUGGAGUGGAGGAGGUGAAGAAGGUGGUACUGCCUUCAAAUGGAGAUGAGAGCGAACUUCUUAACAACGCUUAG